AUGAGGGAGCUAGGUUUGCUGCUAAAGCCUUCGCCGUACAGCUCGAUGGCCUCGCUCUACGGCUCUCUCGGAAACAGAGAUAAGGUCGAUGAGAUUCUCCGAGAGAUGAAGGAGAGCAACGUUAGGCUCGAUAGCCUCACCGUGAACAGCGCCUUGCGAGCGUACGCUGCUGUAUCUGACAUCGCAGCAAUGGAGAAGUUUCUGGCUGAUUCGAAAGCGACUCCAACGAUUGCGUGGGUCACAAGAAUCGACAUGGCAAGGGCUUAUCUGAGAGAUGGUUCAAAGGAAAAGGCGAGAGAGAUGCUUCGUAGAACAGAGAAGUUGAAGGAUCCGGACUCCUGUGAGGACAUCAUGAAGCUGUAUGGUGAAGCAGGAAAGAGUGAAGAUGUUUACCGUAUAUGGAAACUCUACAAGAAAUCAAGAGAGCAGAGCAACGAAGGGUUUCUUGCUUUGAUUGAAUCUCUCUUGAAGCUUGAUGAUGUCAAAGGAGCAGAGGAGAUAUACCACAAUGAGUGGGAGUGCUCGGGUCUUGAGUUGGACCUCCGAAUCCCAACAUUGUUGGCGUCUGCUUAUCGCAAAAAGGGAAUGGCCAAUAAUGCAUAUGGAUUGAUGAGCAAGACUAUGAGGAACAGAGCAUUUGCUGGACCAAUCACUCCGUUGCUGGAAGAAUGGGGAAAAGGAGGGAAUCAGUCGGAUUUGAGAGACCUCAUCAGGAGUCUCCGUGAUUCAAACCAGUUCUCCAAAGCACUCGAGGCAUCAACAUGGAUGGGUGAGAAGAAGUUGAUCAAUCUCUUUCCAGAAGAGUACGCAUCUAGGCUUCAUCUGAUUGAGAAGGUGUUGGGCUUGGAGGAAGCAGAGAGAUUCUUCGAAAAAAGCAUCCCGGAAGAGAUGAAGGAUCAAUCUGUCUACGCCGCUCUCUUGAUCUCUUACACGAGAUGUGGAAAAACUCUAGACAAAGCAGAAGCCACUUUCGAGAAGAUGAGAGAUCUCGGGUUCCUCUCAAGGCCUUCCCCGUUCAACUCGAUGAUAUCUCUCUACGGCCAGCUAGGAUGGCCAAGUAAGGUCAAGAAGCUUGUAAAGAGGAUGGAGGAGGAGAAGAUAGAGCCCGAUAGUGUCACGAUGAACAACAUUCUGAGGGUGUACGCAGAUGAAACAGACAUAGAGACGAUGGAAGAGUACAAGGUUGAUGCUGAGAAGAAGAAAACCAAGCUGGAAGCGAGGACGAUGGCUGCGAUGGGAAAGGCCUACGAGAGAGAAGGGCUAAUGCAAAAUGCAAUAGAGACAGUUCCCGGUAAAGAAGAAGUUCACCGUCUAUGGGAUGAGUACAAGAAGGAGGGAGAAAUUUGGGACGAAGGAUAUCAAAGUGUGAUUAGCUCUUUGCUGAAGCUGGACGAUGUAGAUGGAGCAGAGCGGAUCUAUGGAGAAUGGCAAUCAAAAGGUCGCGAGCUCGAUGCUCGAAUACCCGGUUUGCUAAUCUCUCGUUAUUGCCAGGACAAUGAUUACAUGAAGGUAAGAAAGGUACUGGAUUCAGCUAGAAAGAGUUGUAAGCGGAUGCGUAUUGAGGAACCAACUAUCCUUUCCCUUGAGAGUGUAGCGACCUUGAGUGUGAUUCCUCUGGCCCUGUUAUGGAAUCGAUUCUUCUGCUCCUACACAAACGGAGCCCUGUCGUCUCCGGCAACGAACCACACUCUGCAGAGUCGGAUCGAAGCUGCUUCAGAUCGGAAAACCGCAAUCACUACGGUGCUUGAACAAUGGCGACGACAGCAGAAAGGGAAACAGAUAAACCCUUCGUUGGUCAGAGUAAUCGUCGAGGAGCUCCGCGAUUGCCAGCGGUUUCGUCAAGCCCUAGAGCGGAGAAGUUCUUCGAGAGCAUCCCGGGGAAGGAGCGAAUCCGUCUACACCGCUCUAUUGAGCAGCUACACGAAAUCGGGGAAGAAGUAUCUAUACAAAGCCGAAGCUACUUUCCAGAAGAUGAGGGAGCUAGGUUUGCUGUUGAAGCCUCUGCCGUACAACUCGAUGACGUCUCUCUACAGCUCAAUCGGAAACCGAGAUAAGGUCGAUGAGUUUCUGCGAGAGAUGAGUGAGAACAAUGUUCGUUUCGAUAGUCUCACCGUGAACAACGCCCUGCGAGUGUACGCUGCUGUAUCUGACAUUGCGACAAUGGAGGAGUUUCUGGGUGAUUGGGAAGCGAUUGUGAAGCUCGAGUGGCUCACGACACUUGAAAUGGCAAAGGCUUAUCUGAGAGAUGAUUCAGAGGAAAAAGCGAGGGAAUUGCUUCGUAGAACAGAGGAAAUGAUGGAUCCGGAGUCUUAUGAGGAGCUCAUGAAGCUAUAUGGUGAAGUAGGGGAGAGAGAAGAUGUUUACCGUAUAUGGGGUAUGUACAAGAUUUCAGAAAAGCAGGAUAAUGAAGGAUUUAGAGCUUUGAUUGGAUCUCUCUUGAAGCUUGGUGAUAUCAAUGGAGCAGAGGAGAUAUACUACAAUGAGUGGGAGUACUCGGGUCUUGAGUUUGAUGUCCGAAUCCCAACUAUGUUGGCGUCUGGUUAUCGAGAAGAGGGAAUGGUGAAGAAGGCAGAUAAACUUAUGAGCAAGACUAUAAACAACAGGAGCUUGGUUAGACCAAUUAGUCCGUUGCUUGAUGAAUGGAGUAGAAGAGUGAAUCGAGUGAAGCCUUCGGACAUGAGAGGCCUCAUCAAUGAUCUUUGUGAUUCAAAACAAUACCCUAAAGCUCUCGAGGCAUCGACAUGGAUGGGAGAGAAGAUCCUGUUUGAUCUUUUUCCAGAGGAUUAUGCAGCUAGGCUUCAUCUGAUUGAUAACGUGUUGGGUUUGGAGGAAGCAGAGAGGUUCUUUGAAAGCAGUAUCCCAGAGAAGAUGAAGAAUUACUCUGUCUACUCCACACUCUUAGCCUCGUACACAAGAUCCGCCAAGACUCUAGGUAAAGCAGAAGCCACUUUCGAGAAGAUGAGCGAGCUCGGGUUCCUCUCAAAACUCUCCCCAUUCAAAUCCAUGAUAUCACUCUACAGUGAGCUAAGGAAACGAAGCAGGGUCAUGAAGCUUGUAGAGAAGAUGAAGGAGAAGAACAUAGAGCCAGAUAGUGUCACGAUGAACAACGUUUUGAGAGUAAACGCGGAUGUAUCAGCGAUAGAGUCGAUGGAGAGGUGUAAAAGAGAAUGUGAAGAUGGUAGAAACAAACUCAGACUCGAAGUGAGGACGAUGGAUGCAAUGGCAAAGGCUUACGAAACAGCCGGGCUAACACUAAAGGUGAUACAGUCAACAGGGAGCAAAAAUGAAGUGUACCGUCUAUGGAAUGAGUACAAGAAAGACAACAUAGGAAACAUGGGAAAUGAAGAGUAUUUAAGUGUGAUUAGAUCUUUGUUGAAGCUAGUCGAUGUAAAAGGAGCACAAGAGAUUUAUGAUGAGUGGGAACCAAAAGGUUACGAGUUCGAUAGUAGAAUACCGAGUUUGCUACUCUCUCGUUACUGCGAGGAGGAGUAUAAUGAAGUGAAGGCAAGGGAAGUAGUGAAGUCGAUGAGGAAGAAGAGGAGGCUGUUACAGUUUGAGGUGUUUAAGGAUGUGAGCAUUGUGGUAAUGGGCACGUCGCUAGGGGCUGGGUUUGUUCCAGGCACGCUAUGGAUUUGUGGAGGAGAACCCUCUACUCUUUGGGUUUCCCUAGGACUUGUAAUCGUUGCUAUUGCUUAUGCAUUUACAAAUGGAGGUCGUUCUAUUUAA
Messenger RNA from Thlaspi arvense, 3726 nucleotides. The record is from the annotation of a GenBank genome assembly. NCBI's taxonomy places the organism in Eukaryota, Viridiplantae, Streptophyta, Magnoliopsida, Brassicales, Brassicaceae.